CGGAGCGACACUGACAGUCACCAGCCUUCUGUCUGGCUAUACGCUCCCACACCGUGUCCGGUCGAGGUAGGAGUCGCGCGACCGAGCGCGCCACGGUUCGCCCAUGGCCGGCCGAGGGAUGCCGACACCGAGACAUCGGCCGUGCCUAAUUCUCCAUCGUUUGUUCAAAGUCCUCCACCGAGCCACCGAUUCACCGCCGACUGGAUUAUCUCAUCUCGACAUUAAGUCUCUAACUUAUCGCAGGCGCGCUUCUCCUUCCACUCCUUCACGCACACUUCCCGCUCCUUCUGAGGCGGCGCACCGUCUUCCUCCGCGUCCUCCUGGCCUCCCUCACCUCUGGCCGCCAUGUCGCUCCGAUUCGCGGCGUGCGCGCGCCGCGCCCUCCGACCGCACCCUCCAUCAAUCCCGCGACCAGGAAUAUCGCGCCUGGCAGUACGCGGGUUUGCUGUGAGCGCGCGGCUGCGGCACGAGCACCCGCCGUCAAAAGCAGCCCAUGAUCACACCCACACCGCCGCUGGAGGGCAUACCCACGCCGAGGCUGGACAUACCCAUGCUGCAGGACAUACACAAGCUGCGGGACAUACACACGCGACGGGCGGGACAGGUGCGAAAAGCUCGCAUGGGCACGACGAGCACGCGCACGGGCUGUUCCACGCGCACGACCACAGCCACUCAGAGGGCGCGGAGCAGAUCAUCAAUGCGCUCAAGACGGGCAAGAUGGAUCGCGGGACGAAGAUUACUCUGCUGGGCCUUGGGUCGAAUGUCGCGCUGACUAUCUCGAAGGGUGCCGCGGGCUUCUUUAUGAACUCGGCAUCGCUGCUCGCCGAAGCGGGACACAGUCUGAGCGACUUGCUCGGCGACUUCGUCACCCUCGCGACUUGGCGCAUAUCGCGCAAGCCGCCCGACGACCGCUUCCCGUGGGGUUACGCCAAGUUCGAGACGUGCGGCACCCUCGCUGUGUCCGUCAUCCUCGUUGGCGGCGCCAUCGGCAUCGGCCUCCACUCGUACCACCUGCUGAUGCAGGUGAUUCUGCCGUGGCUCGAAAGCCUGCCGCCCGACAGCCCCUUCGCGGGCCUGCAAGCGUGGCUGCCGCGCAGCGUGCCCUCGCCCCUGCUCGAGCUGUUCCACGCGCACGGCGUCGGCGAGCACGACCACGCGCACGGCGUGGACCACGCGCACGGCGUGGACCACGCGCACAGCCACGCCGUGGGCGAGACGCCCCUCCUCAACCCCCACGCUGCAUGGUUCGCGCUCGCGAGCGUCCUCGUCAAAGAGUGGCUGUACCAGCUCACGAACAAGGUCGCUAAGCAGGAAAACUCGCCCGUCCUGCGAGCUAAUGCGCUGCACCACCGCGCGGACGCGCUCACGUCUCUCGUCGCCCUCGGCUCGAUCGUCGGCUCGUCCCUCGGCGGCAUCAAGUGGCUGGACCCGCUCGGCGGCAUCGCCGUCUCCUUCUUCAUCUUGCAGCAGGGCCUGUCGCUGUCCAAGGUUGCGUGCAUGGAGCUCCUGGACGUCGGGAUCGACGCCAAGACGCAGAAGAGCAUCGAGAAUGUCGCGUGCGAGCUGGUGGACGGUGUGGAGCUCCUCGGCAUCCGCAAUGUCCGCGGCGUGCGGUCAGGAGGCCAGAUCGUCCUCGACCUCACCAUCGUCGUGCCCGCCCUGAUGUGCGUAUACGACUCGCACGAGGUAGAGCUGCGUGUGCGCAACCACAUCAUGGGAGCGCGCACCGACAUCCGCGAGAUCAAGGUGCACGUGCACGCCGACAUCCACGACGACGGUAACCCCACACCACCGACCGUGAACAGCGACUUCACGAAGCACGGGUGCGACCCGUGGCAGAACGGCGGCAAGUAGAGGCUUUCGCGAUAGUAAAGAUAGACGGCUGCGGCCAAGCAUCGCCCAGACGAAUGCAUACAUACAGUAGUG
Molecule: messenger RNA, 1926 nt
Organism: Cutaneotrichosporon oleaginosum
Lineage: Eukaryota; Fungi; Basidiomycota; Tremellomycetes; Trichosporonales; Trichosporonaceae
Biological process (GO): monoatomic cation transport; transmembrane transport
Cellular component (GO): membrane
Molecular function (GO): monoatomic cation transmembrane transporter activity
Source: RefSeq, a predicted model, not a curated record